AUGACUCAUGGAUUCGGUACCCCCUCCGUAGCGCUCGCUACCACCCCAACGGUGAUCUCCACCUUCUUCUCUCACUUGUUCGCAAGGAACAAACGUAAAUCUCAAUCCAAGAAAUCACUGAAAGAAGGUGGACCAGGUGGAGGACCGGAGAAUCAGCUUAGCUACGAAGAAGGUCUGAAGGUGAUCAGGAGAUUCUUGGAAUUCGCGAGUCAUCAUGGGGUGGAGGAGGUACAAGGCUUUACAGCGAUGUGGGUGCCUACACCUCAUUGGGUCAGAAGAGAGACGGUCACUAUUCCCGAUGCGAAUAUCCGAGCUGCGGAAGACAUCCUGGCCAAGCACUUAUCGACAUAUGGACCGGAAGGUGAGCAGGGAGGCGGACUGAAGCUGAUAGGAGGAGACAAGUGGUGGAGAGUCAGAGGAAGGACGUUGGAAGGAGAGUGGAUAGAAAUGCAAAAAGACUAUUUGAAACGAAAAGCUACUGCAACAUCACGAUCUAGCUCAACUCAGCCAGCAACUCAGCUCAGCUCAGCGCAGAAUGGCGGGUACGGUGACUACUGGAAAUACUUACCUAAAAGAGCAGGGACAACGGGUAGUGAUAGCGUGAAGGAUAACACUGGUGCGGACGUGCUGCAGGAUAGAGUGAUACUUUAUAUUCAUGGUGGAGCAUUCUUCUUCUCAUCCCUCGAGACACAUAGAUAUCAGGUUCAGAGACAUGCUAGAAAAGCUGGGGCUAGAGCUUUCUCGCCGGCUUAUAGACUGGCACCUCAGUAUCCUUUCCCAUGCGGUCUCUUGGACUCCCUUGCAUCCUAUCUCUACCUUAUCGAUCCACCCGUCGGCGCUCACGACCCAAUCUUGCCCACCAACAUCAUAUUCAUGGGCGACAGCGCGGGCGGAGGCAUGGUGAUCUCACUUCUUGUGUUGAUCCGAGAGAUGGGUCUGCCAAUGCCAGCCGGAGCGAGUCUCAUCUCACCCUGGGUGGAUCUAACCCAUAGUAUGCCUAGUAUCGGUGGAUGGGAUGGAGGAGACUUUAUACCGUCUUCCGGAUUCCACUAUAAACCAAGUUGCGCUUGGCCACCUCUCACUGGUGAUGGUAUCACUAUCACAAUGCCGGAUGGAACGGAGCAGCAUUUCGAUGAGCAGAUACAGAUGUACUGUCCUAACAAGCUACUUACGCAUCCUCUUGUUUCCCCGGUCAAUCUCGGCUCACUGGGAGGUCUAUGUCCUUUGCUUAUUGUCGGAGGCGGUGGCGAGCUUCUUCGAGACGAGAUCAUAUAUCUAGCUCAUAAAGCAGCAUCCCCCACUACAUAUCCACCCAGUUCCCUCACUCUAUCUCAAUAUCCCGAUCAAGCGAGGAUGGUGAACAAGUACAAUCCUACCAAAGUACAUCUGCAGAUAUACGAAGGAUGUUGUCAUGUAGUGCCUACUUUGAGUUGGACGAGAAGUUCGAAAUAUAUGUAUAGAGCCUGUGCGAACUUCAACAUAUGGGCAUUUACCGCUGCUCAAAAAGCUGUGGAACGGAGAUUGCACCAUGAAAUAUCGCAUCAUUCUUUAAGGGACAAGCAUGCCUCUCGACAGAAUAGUACGAAUAACACUUCUACCGUAGCUUCCUCCUUAUCUGGCAGCAGAGCUACGUCCACUAUAGAUCUCAAUCAGCCUAUCAUUGGGACCACCGCGGCCUCAGCAGCCAACAGGGAAGAACUUGAUCUAGGCGAUCUGGAAUCUGAAGCUUCUUCGGAUUCCGACGAGUCAACUUCAACAUAUCAAGAUGGCGAUGAAGGUGUACCAGUGGAAGAUCAAGGUCCAAGUAAAGGUGUAGUGACGGUUUCAGGGAAAGAGCCAUUAUUCGGUCCAAAUAAUAUAGUUUCAGAGAGGAUAUCUACCCAUGGACGAGUUAGACCUUUCGAACCUAUUGAGAGUAUACCUGCUCUCGAUCCGAAGUUGAGAGAACAUAUUGGUCAGAUACAUGGUGGUGGAGCUAUACAGAAAUGGUUGACUAAACGAGCAGAGUGGGACGAGAAGUAUAGUAAAGAAUUGAAGAAGUGGAGAGAAAUCAAAUUUAAUGAUAGACAGCAAGCGGAGAAGUAUGGAUAUCUCACGAGGGAGUUACAAGGGGAUGCACCACCUCUAUGUAGUCUAGCUGGGAUAUAUGAUGAGGAUCUGGCGAGGCAGGUCGGAAGGUCAGUGGAUGAACCAACUGGUAAACAGAGUGGUGUAGUAGGUAUGUGGAUGAAGAUGGGUGCGAAGGCGGAUAAGGAACAUGCCGGAGGAGAUAAUCUGGGGGAGAUCAAGCAGAAUGUGGAGAGUGAGAUCAAACAGGAACAGAUACGUAGAGCAUCCGUGUCUGCUGGUGCAGCUCAGAGACAAGGUUUGGUGGAUGAACCGGGGGUAAUACCUGAGCAUGAGGUCGUCAAUCGAUAG
Molecule: messenger RNA, 2418 nt
Organism: Kwoniella mangroviensis CBS 8507
Lineage: Eukaryota; Fungi; Basidiomycota; Tremellomycetes; Tremellales; Cryptococcaceae
Exons: 11
Coding region: 1-2418 (805 amino acids)
Molecular function (GO): lipase activity
Source: RefSeq, a predicted model, not a curated record